This is a messenger RNA of Cyanistes caeruleus (blue tit), 3466 nucleotides long. Lineage: Eukaryota; Metazoa; Chordata; Aves; Passeriformes; Paridae. The record is from RefSeq and is a predicted model, not a curated record.
AGGUGGGGCUGGCUGAAGAAGCCCCUUUGGAAUGCUGGCCAUGGCUUUCUGAGCUCAGAGGGGAUAAACUCAGGGUGAAGCAGCUCCAAGGACUUCCCACACUGUGCCCGAGGUCCCAGUGGAGCAGCUCAGCGAGGAUCAUUUCAAAGACUUGGCACCUCCACACAUAAAAACCAAACAAUUUCAACAUCUGCUUGGGCUGCAUUCAGUUUUGUUGUGUUUUGCUCUGGGGCUGGAAUAAACCCCUUCCUUCUUGCUCGGGAGGAGUUAAUGAUUUAUGGGUCAACGGGCCAGCUCUGGUUGGUUUCUGCAGAAUUGGAGCUUGGUGGGGCCAGAUCUGAGCAUGUGGGUGUUACAAAACUCCUGCUUUGCCUGGGGCUGGAGCCUGGGGGGCUGGAGGAGAGCAGUCCCCGUUUCAUCCUGCAAGUGCUGAACACGCCUGGGCUCUCCCAUCUCCUGACUCCACACUUCCAGAUACUGGCUGAGGAGGGGAAUGUGGUAACAUCUGUGGGAUCUCCAGGCAGGAAUAAACAUGUCAGCCUUGGAGCUGGGGAGGCUGAGGAAUUGUGCAGCUGUCCUUGGGUCACUCCUCACUGCUGCUCUCAUUGUGACUGUCCACAGUCUCUGCGCGGCCCCGCCGCGGUCGCAGUCGGCAGAGCCCAAGGAUCAGGUGGAGGACGUUGAGAUGUUCCCCUAUGGAUUCAGGAUGGAGCUGGUCUGUCGGCCAGGCUACGGGAGAAAAGCUUACACUCCAAACGUCCUCAUCUGUGGAGCCAACGGGGUGUGGCACGGGCCAAGCGACAUCUGCAUCCCCAAGGCGUGCACCUACCCCGGGGAGCCGGCCCACGGCAGACUGCUCCUGCCCGGAUCCUUCACUUUUGGCUCCACAGUGAACUUCACCUGUGACACUGGGUACAGACUGACUGGACACUCUGAGAUUGAAUGUGUGCUUAGAAAUGAGGUUCUCACAUGGAACAGAGACAUUCCCACCUGUCAGGCGAUUCCCUGUGCACCCCCUCCAGAAAUCGCAAAUGGGCAGCACAGUGGGAUGGACAAGGAGCAUUUUGUGUACGGGGAUUCUGUCACCUACUGGUGCCACAGCCCCAGGAGGGGGCAGAGACCUUUCUCCCUGGUGGGAGAGGCCACAAUUAUCUGCACAACCACGGAUAACCUUCAUCCUGCUGGAAUGGAAUCACCUCUUGCAGGUAGGACAGGAGUUAGGGUCUCCUCUGAUGCUGACUGUGGCAGCAGGGAUGUGGGAGUGGGAUUUUACUGUGCUCACAGGGCAGGAGAUCCCUCUCACCUGCUCCUAACUGCUGAUUGCCUGUGUGCUUCCCCCGGCCCAGUGGUGACGUGUAAGCAGCCAAGAGUGGAGAAUGGGAAGCUGCUGAGCGGGUACCGACCCCACUACACCUUUGGGGACACCGUGGUGUUCGACUGUGACUUGCACUACAGCCUCAGCGGCAGCGGGGCCUCCAGCUGCAGGGACAGUGACCUCUGGGAGCCCCCCCUGCCCGUGUGCCAGCGCAGCAGCUGCGAUGAGCCCCCGGAUGUGAGGAAUGCUGUGAAAGCCAAGCUGGCUGGGAAUCUGUUCCCUGUGGACACCGUGGUCACCUAUGAGUGCCAGCAUGGCCACCAGUUCAGCGUGGGGAAAACCACCUGGAACAUCAGCUGCCUGCAGGGUUUUGUGUGGAGUGAGCCCCCUCCUCCGUGUGACAGAAUUCAUUGCCCAGAUCCACACAUCCCAAAUGGAAAGCCCUUGCACCCAUGGCAAGUGAAAGAGGGUUAUGAGUACGGAGACAGGCUGGAAGUGGCGUGCAGUGAAGGAUUUGCUUUCAGAGGCCGUGGCAGCAGCAUCACCCUCCGCUGUGGCAGCGAUGGUGGAUGGGAUCCAGCAGUGCCAGAGUGCAUUCCAGAGCCACACUGCCCAGAGCCAGACAUCCCUCAUGGAAGGGAGGUUGGUAAAAGCAGGAGUGACUACCCCGUGGGGGCCCAGGUGAGGCUGGCGUGUCAGGAGGGCUUUGCCCUCAGGGGCCAGGCGUCCAUCACCUGUGGGGCUGAUCUGAGCUGGGAGCCCGUGCUGCCCUUCUGUGACAAAGUCUGUGGGCCCCCUCCACAGAUCUCCUUUGGGUACCACUCUGGCAGAGGUGACACAGAGUUCCCUUAUGGCACCAGGGUGACUUAUGAAUGUGAAGAGGGGCUGACCCUCGUGGGGGACGAGUCCAUCUACUGCAGCUCGGAUGACGGGAAGAGCCUGGCGUGGAGUGGACCUGCCCCGGAGUGCAGGGUGAUCCGGUGCCCCAAGCCCGUGGUGGAGAGGGCAAGGAUGACCCCACAGACGUUCACCUUUCCCUACGGGCUGCUCCUGCACUUCUCCUGUGAUGAAGGCUUCAGGCUGCGCGGCGCUGCCCAGAGCCAGUGCCUGGCUGAUGGCACCUGGGGCCCUCCCCUGCCCACCUGCCAGCCAGUUAGGUGCUCCCAGCUCCCGAGGCAGGAGGACGUCGUGGUUCACUUCAACAAGCUGUGGUACGAGGUGAACGAAACGGUGUCCUUCCACUGCAAACGUGAUGGGGCAGCUUCCAAAACCACCUGCUCAGCUGAUGGCACCUGGACACCACCACCCUCGUGUAAGAAGCGUGAUGUGUGUGAGAGGAUUCUUCGAAACAAAGCAGCUUUCCAGUGUGGAAUUCCUCUGUCAGAACUGAAAACCCUGCUGGAAGUCCAGAAACUCUACCUGGAGAUCCAGAAACUUGAAAAGGAGCUAAAAAUCGCCACCUACAGCUGACUGCUGGCACUGGCAUUGUAAGAAGCAUCCUCUGUGUGCUGGAUCAUGAUGCUGGCUGAGGAUUUUUGAUGACUUUGUAAAUUGUUCUAAUGCUGAAGUGGCCAGGACAAAAUUCAUCAAUCAGCCACAGGUUUGGUCACAUGAGGAGUCGAUGAGUUGUGAGUUAAUUUUUAGGUUCAGUUUGUAGAUCACUUUAUGCCUUUUAAAGCUUCACAUUUCGAUCUGUUUGCCACGCUGGCAGGGCACAGCUAGGGAGGAAUGGAGUGGAAAAUGAAUUUUGGUGGUACAAACAGGCAUGAACGUGGUGAGAGCCACUCACUCUCCAGUCCAUCCCAGUGGGAACAUUCCCUCAUUAGUGGGAACAACCCCUUCACUGCCUAAUUACUUUUCUCAUGGCCAAGAAAACCUCAAAGCCUCUGUCCUAGCAAAGCAAAAAUGUCAGUUUUCCUUCUCAAGCAUGGGUCCAUGGCAGUGCCACGUCUGUCUGUGCCCCAAGGACAAAUAACUGUACAGAAAUAAAUGGCUGGUUUUUAAAUUCUUUUUCUGUACCAUCCAGUGAAAGGGAAGCUCUUGUGUCUUGUGUUGGGACCAGAGAUUAUAAUAAACCUGCAAUUGUAAUGACAGCUCUGUCUGGGUUUUAAUAAUCUGCCCUAUCUCUAGUAAAGGGAAGUGUUUACAUAA